Molecule: messenger RNA, 2966 nt
Organism: Ruditapes philippinarum (Manila clam)
Lineage: Eukaryota; Metazoa; Mollusca; Bivalvia; Venerida; Veneridae
Exons: 2
Coding region: 243-2048 (601 amino acids)
Molecular function (GO): zinc ion binding
Source: RefSeq, a predicted model, not a curated record
UCUGUUGACAAGGAAGUUAAAUAUAUACCAUACGUCUGUUUUCGGAUAUGUGUACAUAGAUACAGAGUUUUUGAAGAAGAUUUAAUCAAUAUUCAGGUUUUCAAAAGAAAGUCAGUACAAUCUUAAUAUCAGUGGAAGAAUAUGUCCUACUCGUGAUAUAAAUAGAUAAAGAAACAGACACAGAAGGAAGUGCGUCAUGAAAAAAGUAAUUUGACUAAAUAAAGUUCAACAUUAGAUAAGACAUGGAGGUCCCUGGAAGAACACAAGACAGUCCACCAAAAGAUAGUGCAGGGAGGUCUUUGAGUGGAGAAAGAACAAUAUUUUGUCAACCAUGUAGUAGUGACGGCGAUACGAUGGUUGCCAUUGGAUACUGUCAAAAUUGUAACGAGUAUUUAUGUGCAGUGUGUCUAAAAGUCCACCGCAAGCAAGCCAUGUCAAGAAAUCAUAUUAUUCUGGAUGGUGACAAUAUGCCUAAAGUAUCACUUCCGGCUGUAACCCCAAACGCUUGUUCUGAAAUAUGUACCAAACACGAAAAUGAAAUAGUUAAAUAUUUCUGCAUGUCACAUGAUGCAGUGGGUUGUGGAGAUUGUAUGAUCAUUAAUCAUAAAUCCUGUAAAGUUGAUCGUAUACAAGAUAUAUCUUUAGAAUAUUUCAAUGGCACUGAACACCAAAAUAUUCUAAAGAAGGUAGAGCAGUUUGUGAAAGAUAUCGAUGAAAUAAAAUGGGAGCUACAAGCUAGCGAAGGGAAUACGAGACAAGCAUACACACAAGCAAUUAAAUAUGUCAAAGCAUUCAAGAAAGAAAUCAUCGAUUAUCUUAAUAAGGCAGAAAGAGAAAUGCUUGAAAUGAUAAACGAAAGGAAAAAGAAGAAUGAAAUGCUGAUACAGGAACUACAGCAAGCAGAAAGUCAUAUUGGAAGAAAUAUUAAAGAAAUACAGACGAAAUUACAGCUACAGGUAAACCAAGCGAAUGAGUUGUUUGUUGAGGCAAAACAAGUAAAAGCAAAACUUAACGUUAUUGGUGAAAAUCUGAAAAGGUUGAAUAAAGACAUCAGCAUUGAUGUAUUUGAGUUUCAACAUUCUUCCCACAUGGAACAAAUGGCCAAGUCUUGUGUGCCGCUCGGUCACAUAGUUGAUGGAUCAGAGCAAAAGGUCGAACACAGGGCAUCAAAACAGGAUUGUCUUAUUCCUGGCAAAGAAGAAGCAGAUCAAACUGGUUUAGACAAGAAGAGCAUUUCUGAAAUGGAUGCUUAUUUUGAUUGUGAAAUAAACAUUAAAACACAAGAUGAUGUUACAGAUUGUUUUGUUCAAAGUUGUGUACUGAUUUACCCAAGUCAGGUUAUAGUCACUGAUAGGAAAAAUAAAUGUGUUAAAUUGGUUGAUGUAAAUAAUAAAGAAGUUUCAAAGUACAAUCUUAAGUUUAUUCCAUCAGGUGUAGCAUUAGUAUAUCCCAAUCUGGUUGCUGUGACAUUUCGUGAUGAAAAAACAAAACAAUUUUUCACACUAACAACAGGUAAUAAUAUCAUUGAAAAUCACAUGAUCAAUGUCCAUACAACUUGUAGGAAAAUUGAAAUCCAUGAAGAUAAGAUUAUUGGUAUAACCAACAAGAGUGUCGAGAUCAUGAGCAUGAGUGGACAAAAGAUAAAAUCUAUAUCUCAUCCAAAUAUGAAAUGUUUAAUGCAUAGUGUUGUCGUACCAAGUUCACGAAUGAUUUAUGUCAGUGCUGGUGAAAUUAAUGCUGUUUUCAAAUUCGAUUUUGAUGGCAAUCUGAUAGCAACAUACAAGGACAAGAAUCUGGUAAAUGUGAGAGGAUUAGAAGUAACAAGAGACGGUACAGUGCUAGUGUGUAACUGGGCUGAAGAUGGCAGUAUACAUAUGAUAACUCCUGACUGUAAAAAGAUCAAAGAACUCUUGAAGGAUGAUAGACAUGUUAGUUAUCCAUGGUGUCUUACGUAUUGUAAUGAAACAAAUAAACUUUUUGUUGGAAACUAUGCUGCAAAUAUUGACAAAGAGUUUUCUAAUGUCAUGAAAUUAUUUCAAUUAAGGUAGAUUUUAAUUCCACAUGAUAUCAAUAGUCUGAUAUCAAACAGAAAUAGCAAAAUUGUAAUGGCUAUAUCGAAAAUAUAAUUUUGAUAUACAUCAUGUAUUCAAAAUGUUUCAUGAAUGAUAAGGUAUGAUAAUAAAAAGUAUUUUAUCUGAACAAAGAAGAAAUAAAAAAUAUUCAAGACUUUAUUGUUAAGUACAUGCAUGUACAUUGCUACAAAAAUAUGUUGCAUAUCUGUAUAUAAUGUUGGACAUUUUUUUCAUACAUUCAUUAUUUACAGGCAAGUAAUAUCACGCUUUUAUACGCUUUUGAUGGAAAAUUUCAUUGUUGGCUGAAAUACAUGUUUUAUUUUGUAUUCCUACAAAACUAUUUUUACUCUCUGCUGAUCUUUUGAUUCCGUUACGUAUACCUUAUGAAGAAAAAAAGGAAUUUCAAACUAAACUUUCGAAAUAAUAUGUGCAACUCCAAUGUUGUAAAUGGUAAUAAACCUUAUUAUUGAAAAGUGUUUCAAAAAUGACCCUGAAAAUAUCAUUAAAUUUCAAAGUAAUCAUUAAAUAUAACUUAGUGAUAAAGUUUUAAAAAAGACACAAUAUUUUCAUCUGAAUCAAAUUUGCGUUUAAUGAUCUUUUUAAACGAGAUUUUUUCUAAAAUAUUCCGUGGCAGUUAAGAGGAUAUAUGUUUAAAAAAAUAUUAAAUGUUUCACAAAAUUUACAUUUUACCUUAAAAUAUAAUGUUUCACAAUGCACCGACUCGAACCAAAUUUGUCACAGAGCACCUAAAGCUUUGACCAUAGUUUCAGUAAGCAGUGUAAUGUUUGACCAAAUCAAAUCUUUAGUGAAGUCCUGACAAUUUUUUUCCUAAGACAGAAUACUUGAGAAGCCUUUAAUUUGGCCAAAUCAAAUGUUUCUUUUCGCACUAUCAGU